GUCAGUCCUGUGACACUGGGUACGUUAUUUGGAUCCUGAAUAUAUAUACUUAAGCUUGAUAGUGAAACGUACCUAUCCAUCUCUUCCUGUCCCUUAUCACAUUCGACAUACCUAUCAUUGACCCAAGGAAAGUGAAAUGGGCUUGUUUUCCGGCCUGUCUCGUCUUUUCUUUGAUGUCGGGAUUUUAUCUUGGGAUGUUCUCCUUACGCUCUCCAAUCAAUCAUCUCACACAGUGGCCGCGACAUCUCGUUUGUCGAGGUUGGCCACCACAUCCGGGCAACCUACAACUUCAGUGCUACCUUUUGCUCAUUUGUGCCGCACUUCGCCGCUCAUAUGCUCAAGAAAAGCUACAGCAAGGAUACAUUUGAUUUGAAAGAACUUGGCCUGCACAAUGGUAUUGAACACGACGCCUCUCUCUUACGUGAGCAAUUUCUCCGCUUGUUCUUGUAAGUUAUGUGACAUGAUCUGUCUU
Messenger RNA from Suillus subalutaceus, 472 nucleotides. RefSeq lists its product as uncharacterized. NCBI's taxonomy places the organism in Eukaryota, Fungi, Basidiomycota, Agaricomycetes, Boletales, Suillaceae. The coding region runs from base 137 to 373 and encodes 78 amino acids. The transcript has a single exon. The record is from RefSeq and is a predicted model, not a curated record.